CGGCAUACUACUCGUCGGGACCUUCUCUCCUACUUGCUAGAAUCCUUGGCGAUAAGUCUUUGUACCUUGCUCCUUCUUCGACCUGUCUCACUUCUUGGCAGAAUCCAUCCCGCAUCACAUAAGUAGUCGCGCUACUGCAAGGUACCGACGAUUUGGCAUACACUUCACCCUGGCAGCCAUUGCUCAUUCACACCACGCCAGUUUCAAUCGCCGGCAGAGCACGCAGGGACGCUCCACGGCCCUCGGUCUUGCGUAGCAGCUUUGCCCACUAGCUCAAUUAGGCCUAUCCUUCACAACCAUCGUCCAGCGACUCGCUUGCGCAGAAAGCAUCAGUGUCAACCAUAAUCUCUCUACGGCCGCUUUCGUCAGUGGCGCAGCCCUUCGCGGUUCCCUCCGCAUUAUUCUCUAGCUCAACAGCCUCAACGACCUCUCCAAUCUUUCGGCGCUUCAGCACCAGGAUGGCGAGUGCCAGCACAAGUACAUCCUCGGCUCCAGCUGUGUCCGGUCGGGUGGCGGAUGGGCCCUCUCUUCGACUCAACUUGCGCAAGAGGCAGGCUCAACCUCUGUCAGCUGGACAGUCAUCGAUGUCAUCAUUUUCGUCUUCGUCUGCAAAGCCUACAACAGCUAUCGACCCUCAUGGUGUGGAGAGCUCGGGGACCAAGAACGUCGUUGUACUCGGAGGAAGCUAUGGAGGCAUGCACGCCGCCUCUGUUCUAGCUCAGAAACUCCCUCCCUCGCAUCGUGUCAUCCUGAUUGAGAGGAACAGCCACUUCAACCACCUUUACGUCUUUCCUCGCUUCUCUGUCUUGCCUGGACAUGAGCACAAAGCAUUCAUUCCCUAUACUUCAAUCUUCGGUACCGCUCCCAAGAGGCGCAGCACUGCAAAGGUAGCAACCCAGCAAAAACAGCAGCGAGGUCGAAAGGACCGGGAUCUGGAGAAAUCGGUGGGAUCUUCCUCGCAAGGCAUCUUGGAGAUGGGCGGAGAUGCCAGACCGUCUCCCACGCAAGCUCAAGAGUUGGUCAGCGAUGCAAAUGGCGAAGCUGCCUCUCCUUCCGACGAGGAGGGGUCAUGGGCCAGUGACUCCAGUGGCAGGAAGGGUGCUGGUAGUACGAGAGACUCCCUCUUCAGCGCGCGCAGCAGCAGUACCACCUCGACCAGCCCAACCGCCUUUACCGAUGAGGCGUCUGCGGACAAUGACCCAGGCAACAAAGCAAUGGAAGGUGCACUUCUCGCUGAUGGAGAGAAGCAUGCUCGGGCAGAGGAGCAUCUUGGACGCCCUCCUCUUGAAGUUACCGAGCUGGGAGACGCUAUGGACAAGGGUCUGGAUUUAACUGGCGAGCAGAAUGAUGCGCUAGAAGACGCUGGACUCCCUUCGUCUCCCAGCGAGAAUGCUUCGGAUGAGGAGGCGGAUCAAGGCUUCGAAGACUCGGCACCACAUGUAGUUCUCCAAGCCAGUGUCACCAACAUCACCGACUCCCACGUUGUGGUCACACCUGCUGCAGACGAGAGCUCUGGAAAGGCAGCAUCCUCAAAGCUGUGGUCCAUCGACUCGCUUUCCAUCCCUUAUACGCAUCUCAUAUAUGCACUCGGCUCCCAUCUGCCGGAUCCAUUACGAACGGUAGCUCGAACCAAACCGCAGGGCAUGCACUGGAUGUCUGAUGUGCAGAAUCAGAUCAAGAACUCUGAGCGUAUUGUCCUCGUUGGAGGAGGCGCUUUGGGCGUGGAGUUUGCCACUGAUAUCAAGAGUGUUUAUCCCGACAAGGAUGUGACCCUGAUACACUCUAGGCAGAGGCUGCUGCCCAACUUUGAUGAGAGGAUUCACGAGAUUGCCAAGGCUCGGAUGGAAGAGCUGGGAGUGAAGCUGGUGUUGGGUGAGCGCUUGGCGCUGACGGAAGGAUGCCCACAGGGCAGCACUACUGCACUGGAUCCAGACCCAGAACACGAAGCUAGCCAAGAUGCUUCGCGGCCAAAGCCAAUUAGACGCCCCAGCGAUGCGCUACAUUCUGGCCUCAAGCGGGUGCGGACAACGGGUGGCAAAGAGUUCAUCUGUGACCUUCUCAUGCUCUGUACAGGCCAACAGCCCAACUCGGGUCUGAUGGCCUCCCUCUCUCCCUCCUCUGUGGAUAGUCACACGCGCCUCGUCAGGGUGCAGCCGACCCUGCAGGUCGCCUUGCCGCCACCUGAGGAGGCUGUCCCGGGCCCGUUCGAUGCUCGUCCACCUUGUGGAGACUGCGAUUGUUUCCUCGACAAGAAGGCGGCUGGCUCGCAGCUGGACGAGCGGCAGGAGCGGCACUUGGAUGAUCAUGGCAGGGACUCUGAGGAGGCUGCUUCCAGGCAAGGGCGCAUCCCGAAUGUGUACGCCAUCGGCGAUGUGGCAGACGCUUUCGGGUCGCUUAAUGCCGGUUACCAGGCUUGGAACAUGGCAGACGUGGCCGCCGAGAACAUCGUCCGCGAUAUCGGCAUUGCCUCGACCGACAACUCAGCCGCGACAGUCGACGAUAAGAGGAGCCCUUCUCCUUCGACCAAAGUACAGCCGGUAGAGAUGUUGACGUUUACACCUGCGCCAAAUAUGCUCAAGCUCAGCUUGGGACUGGGUAAGAUGGUCUCACAGGGUGGCCCGGUCACAGACAAGGAUGAGAAUGGCAACGAGCGGACGCGGCCCGAGAUCAGUGUCAAGGAGGAUCCGCAUGACCUGGGUGUUGUGGGCGUGUGGCAGUUCAUGGCGGGAGCCCCAACAGAAGACUUGUACAAGUGAAGAGCCAGCUGAGAGACCGCCUCUCGUACUGCAGGCAGUGUUUCACUGCUGCCAAUGUCAACAUCACGAAAGCACCUACCUCGCCUUGCAUUUGCCCU
Messenger RNA from Microstroma glucosiphilum, 2854 nucleotides. RefSeq names its product FAD/NAD(P)-binding domain-containing protein. The transcript has a single exon. The coding region runs from base 459 to 2756 and encodes 765 amino acids. The record is from RefSeq and is a predicted model, not a curated record. Gene Ontology annotation, molecular function: flavin adenine dinucleotide binding; electron-transferring-flavoprotein dehydrogenase activity. Gene Ontology annotation, cellular component: cytoplasm. NCBI's taxonomy places the organism in Eukaryota, Fungi, Basidiomycota, Exobasidiomycetes, Microstromatales, Microstromataceae.